AGGGAGAGAGGGAAGGUGUGAGAGAGUGAGGCGGAGGGGGGCUGUGAGGGGCACAGGUUGCCUCGGACGUGGAGACGAUGGAGCCCGAGGUGUUGGACAAACAGCAGCAGGUGACGGACUGCUGGAAAUGCUCUGUCUUGUACCUGUGCUUCUACGGCUUCAUGGCUCAGAUUAAACCUGCCGAGAGCUUCAUCACCCCAUAUCUACUCGGCCCAGACAAGAACUUCACCAAAGAGCAGGUCACUAACGAGAUCACACCGGUGCUGUCCUACUCCUACAUGUCGGUCCUGGUGCCGGUGUUCCUGCUGACUGACUACCUGCGAUACAAGCCUGUCCUGAUCCUCCAGAGCCUCAGCCAUGUGGCCAUCUGGCUGAUGCUCCUCUUCGGCACCACCGUCCUGCAGAUGCAGUUCAUGGAGUUCUUCUACGGCAUCACCAUGGCUGCGAGGGUGGCCUAUUCCUCCUAUAUCUUCACUUUGGUCACCCCCCAGUCUUACCAGAUGGUGGCCAGCUACUCCCGCUCCUCGGUCCUCAUGGGGGUCUUUGUCAGCUCGGUGUUGGGACAGCUGUUUGUCACCCUGGGCAGCGUUCCCUUCUACACCCUGAACUACAUCUCGCUGGGCUUCGUCAGCUUUGCCUUCACCUUGACCCUGUUUCUUAAAAGGCCCAAAAGGACCAUGUUCUUCAACACCCAGGCCUUGGACUCCAAUGGCGCAGUCCCUGAUGAGGCGGACAAGGCUAUCUCUGUCCGGCUGGUUAAUGAGAAGUCGAAAGCUGCCAAGCGCUGGGAUUGGCGUGAGGCCGCACUAGUCAGGAUGCUCUUGGAGCUGAAAGACACUGUGCGAUCUCCUCGUUUGAAGCUGUGGUCAGUGUGGUGGGUUUUCAACUCGACGGGCUAUUACCUGGUAGUGUAUUAUGUCCAGAUCCUCUGGGACAAUAUCUCCCCAGCGCGGGAAAACCAGGGAGUCUACAACGGAGGCGUGGAUGCAGCCGCCACACUGCUAGGAGCCAUUGCCUCAUUCUCGGCUGGCCACGUGAAGCUGCGCUGGUCCCUGUGGGGGGAGGCUGUGAUCUGUGUAAUCACGGCCGCUCAGGCUGCCCUCCUUUUCGUCAUGAACACCACCACCAACAUCUGGAUCUGUUAUGUGGCCUUUGUCCUGUUCCGCAGCAGCCACCAGUUCCUGGUGCCCAUUGCUAUUUUCCAGAUCGCCACAUCCCUGACUAAGGAGCUGUGUGCCCUUGUCUUCGGAAUGAACACCUUCCUUGCCACCAUUCUCAAAACCAUAAUCACCAUCAUCAUCGCUGACAAGAGGGGUCUGGCCCUGCAUGUCAACAACCAGUUCUAUGUUUACUUUGGUUACUUCACUCUGCUGGCGACCGCCUACCUGGGGAGGGGGAUGUAUGUCAUCUGCUCGCACCAUCGCAAGAAAAGAACUCAGCGGGAGGAGGAGCGGCAGAGCAAGGAGCUGUGCAGCCCAAGCAGAGUGCCAGGCGAGAGCCACACCCUGGACCCCAUGACCUGCUCCAAGGCAUGACCCAGGCAUGGCCUGGACUGACUAGCUUAACCCACAACAGGAAUGUCAAGCGGCAUUUAUUUCUAUUAACUUAAUAUACAUUUGGAAGAAAUUGAUUAGCUUGUCCUUUAAACACUGUGUCAGACAGCAGUAGCCUGGAAAACAACCAACCAGCGGAUAGAGUAGAGACAGAGUGCUAUCUGCAUCGCUCUAGUCCUGACCAACAUAAUAUAGAAAAGCUCACAAGGUACAGCAUAGAAAGUGGUCUGAACACAGCAGAUCAGAGGAGGUUGCUGUGAAGGGUUGGGUGACCCAGUCAUUUCUGUUCAGGCUUUGCUUCCACUGGGAAUCCUCUUAACCCUUGAGCUCCCAGCUCCUGAGCUUCACGUUCCACCUAUAAAACACACACUGUCUCUAAGCUUUUACUGCAAAUCCUGCAAAGCACUUUGAUUCAUCUUCCCUGCUAUGAAAGACACUAACAACAACAACAACAACAAGAUUCCAUUUAUUGACCAAACCAAAUGCAAGGAAUAUUCUUCUUAUUAUUGUUAUUCCUAUCUUGGCUGGCUGAGAAACUAAGCUAAAAGUCCAAGGCCAAGCCCUUAUACCCCCAUGCUGGACCCUCCCCCCACCAUAACUGGAGCCUCCAAGCCCUUCUCAGCCCCUUCCAGCAAUUGUUGGGAGAAUCAGAGGACCUUACACCACAGAACACUAUUCAGCCCAUUGUGCUGUUUGCACCAGUUUAUAGAUGUUGGCAGAUCUUCUAAUCUCAUUGCCCUGCACUUUCACUCCCCACUUUAAUAGACCUGCUCCCCAUGUCGCUGUCUAUCCCUCUAUCCCUCUGAUUGAUUCUGUCUCUUUCUAUGGCACAGUGUUCCACAUCUUUACAACGCUUUGUGUGAAGUGAUGCUUCCUGACCUCAGCGCUCCCCCUAGCAUUGUACUGGUGUGUUGGCCUAGACUAAGGGUUCAAAGUCCCCAAUGUGGGGCUUGAACUAAGCCCAUUCUUUGCACAAUUGCAGACACCCCUUCAAAUAAAAAGUAAAUAUGAAAAAUGAACUCCAGAGUUUGUACAGAUCUGUCCCUGUGAAAUGAUCUCGGUUGAGGCUUCGAGACAUUACCUAAUGGCUGUUUUGUUCACUCUGAGCGCUGCCACACCACAGGAAAUGGGUUUGUUUAGGUUAGGUGGGUGGACAGGAGCACAGGUUGGUUUAAUGGAGGGAUUAUGUGAGCAAGUGGUGAUUGGUGGCCCGAGUCUUACUGAAUGUGGUUUGGCCACAGCACCCUGUGGUUUAUGAGCGGUGUUUCAUUGAGCUUGGGAUCACUGUGUGGGCGUUUGUGACUUAUGGAGUCAGGAUGUGUGCAAUUUUGUGAAUUGCAGCUUCUUAACAUGUGCUCUUAACAAUCAGCACAUGUUCCAAAUACAAGCAAUAAUUCAUUUGAAUAAUAAUCUUUGCAUUUGAUAUAGUGUCUUACCACGUCCUCAAAAUAUUUCGAGUGCUUCACACGAUUUACUGUAUUGUGUCUUUGUGAAUGGAUGCAGCAAUAAUCGCACAAACAGCCAUGAAGUGGAUGACAGAUUUUAUCUGGAAGAUUGUUGGCCAGGACACCUGGAAAACCUUCUCUUUGUGAAUUGUGCCUUUAGUGCCUUAAUGUCGACCUGAACCAGCAAACGGGAUCUCAGUUUCAACCCUGCAUCCAAAAGAUGGCACCUCCAACAAUGCUACACAUUCUCAGCACAGCACUGCUGUGUUGGCAUAGACUUUGAGCCCAAAGUCUUGACAUGGGCUUGAAUCCACAACCUCCUGACCCCUCCUCAUCUUUUUCAGCUGUCAAAUAAUGUGCAAUAUCCGCACAUUUCUGGUUUUGUAGCAUCUGCAUUGGGAGGAACAGGAGAGAAGCUAAGAUACACGUGAAGGGUUAGCAAAACCCAACUGAUUGUAAAUGUUUCACUGGGCAUUGUGGAAUCAGUCACAGACAGAAAGACAGCAAUGAAGCUUUCCGCACAUUUAGUGUCAAAGGUAAAACGUGUCAAAAUAUAAUUGUAUAAUAAUUUAUGAUAUUAGUGCUUAUAUUUAAUAGAAUGGCUUUCAUACCGUAGAAACUCCCUUGUCUUUUCGAAUCAUGCCAUGGGAUCUUUCAUAUGAACAGGCAGACAGGACUUUGGUUUAAAAUUUAAUCCAAAGGAUAGCACCUCCAACGUUGCAGUGCUCUGGACUGCACUGGAGUGUCAGCCUAGAAUGUGAAUAAUACACAUACACUGCACAUUGUUCUCUGACUGUUGUACUGGGCAACGGGCAAGAUCCCUGCCUUGGAGGGUGGGCUUGGUGAUAUGAGUCAUGCUACAUUGGGUGCAUUCCUCACAUCUUCAAGGAGGGGAGGGGGUGGGAGCAGGGGCUGACCUGUGUUGACGAUGGGUCCCAACACUGCCUGGUCUCAAGUUGCUGCCCAGGCACAAAAGUUGGAACUGUCAAAAGUUAGUGAGAAUUUUGUUAGUUAUGAUAUGAUGAAAUUCAGCGAGCCUAGACUUUGGCCAGUGUAUACCAACAUAACAAACAUUAAACAUUAAUGCCAUAGGUAAAUCAUUGAUCAAGUGGAGUGCACGGAACGGUCUCUGGGCCCCUGUCUCACUCUGUCCGAGUGACUACUUUAGGAAGUCAAUAAUCCUCUGUGUGUCCUAAUGUUCAGGAUAACAUUCCCCUUUCCUCCCUGACCCAACCCAGGCUCACUGAGAUCAGCUCACUUGACUCAGUGAGAUUUGUGCCUUUCUGCUGUGUACAUUCCAUUGCUGAACUGGCUGCUGCCUUUUGUCACUGAAACCCAGUAAAUUUGUCAUUUUCAAAGCUUGAUUUAGUAGAAAAGAACACACUAUUUAUCACCUGCCAGUAUUGUGUAAAUAUAACUAAUAUUUGCUUUUGCAUAAUAAUCCUGUAAUCUUGAAGAUUUAAAGCUAUAUUUUGGGAAUUGACUGGAAUUUAUACAAACUGCUGGGCAUUUGUUCACUAUUAUGGAACGUAGGGACCUUGGGACAUCAAUGUUCAGUGGUUAUUUUUGGUGACAAUACUCUGAUCAAACUGGGAAAACAAGUGAAAGAUUCAAGUGAAAGAUUAGUUUGAAAUAAAAUUGACUAAAGAAUUCUCCACCAAUCUUGUGAUCGUAAAUUUAAAAACAAAAUGGUCCCCGCGGAUGUGACUUUAGGGGGAGGUUAGGGGAGAGGUCAGACUAGUUUUUCUCUGGUCUCGCCUUUAGGAUACCCUGUCAUAGGAAGGAAACUCUUGGAAAAUAAUAAUAUUCACAAAUGUCAGUUUUGCAGUAUUAACAUUUUGAAGCAUGUAAAACCAAUUAUGUCAACCCUGGGUUUGGUUUGGAUAGAAUCCUGAGGUUUUAUUCAAAAUCUGUGAUUCCAUGUAUCAUUGUCCUGUAUUUUACACUGUAAUUAUUCAUUUUCUUAUCGAAAUAAAAUAUGGAAUAUAACAAGC
Messenger RNA from Callorhinchus milii (elephant shark), 4992 nucleotides. RefSeq names its product solute carrier family 19 member 1 (gene slc19a1). The coding region runs from base 78 to 1535 and encodes 485 amino acids. Gene Ontology annotation, biological process: folate transmembrane transport. The transcript is spliced from 6 exons. The record is from RefSeq and is a predicted model, not a curated record. NCBI's taxonomy places the organism in Eukaryota, Metazoa, Chordata, Chondrichthyes, Chimaeriformes, Callorhinchidae. Gene Ontology annotation, molecular function: folic acid binding; folate:monoatomic anion antiporter activity. Gene Ontology annotation, cellular component: apical plasma membrane; basolateral plasma membrane; plasma membrane.